Molecule: messenger RNA, 1340 nt
Organism: Pelobates fuscus (common spadefoot toad)
Lineage: Eukaryota; Metazoa; Chordata; Amphibia; Anura; Pelobatidae
Product: aldo-keto reductase family 1 member C1-like
Exons: 9
Coding region: 70-1047 (325 amino acids)
Biological process (GO): steroid metabolic process
Cellular component (GO): cytosol
Molecular function (GO): aldose reductase (NADPH) activity; ketosteroid monooxygenase activity; steroid dehydrogenase activity
Source: RefSeq, a predicted model, not a curated record
UAAAAGCUAAGGCAUUGGAGUGAAAGCAUAUACUGUAUCCUGUAUCAGUACAGGUUCCUAGACUAAAUCAUGGCACGAACACCAGAUGCAUAUUUUGUGUUGAAUGAUGGGUACAAAAUGCCAGUGGUUGGAUUUGGCACCUAUGCUCCCCCGGAAAGGUAUUCCAAAAGCCUAGCAGAAGAAGGUACAAAGGUGGCCAUUGAAGUUGGAUAUCGUCACAUUGAUGGUGCUUUUAUAUAUGGUAAUGAGGUUGAGGUCGGCCGUGCUAUAAGGGCAAAGAUUUCAGAUGGGACAGUCAAGAGAGAAGACAUAUUCUACACUGGAAAGCUGUGGAGCACAUUCCAAACCCCAGAACUGGUUCGCCCAGCUGUUGAAAAAUCCCUGAAAUCACUUGAAUUUGACUAUUUGGAUUUGUUCAUUAUUCACUCGCCUGUAGAACUCAAGCCUGGAGAUGAUCCUUUUCCAACUGAUGAAAAUGGAAAAGCUAUUUAUAACAACACAGACAUUCGAGAUACGUGGAAGGCUUUGGAGGAUUGUAAAGAUGCAGGACUGGUUAGAUCUAUUGGUGUGUCAAAUUUUAAUAAAAGGCAGCUCGAAUUAAUUCUAAAUAAGCCAGGACUAAAGCACAAACCAGUUUGUAACCAGGUGGAAUGUCACAUCUACCUGAAUCAGACCAAGUUGCUCGAGUUCUGCAAGUCUAAGGAUAUUGUGCUUGUGGCAUACAGUGUUCUAGGGUCCAGCAGGGCUGAAAAGUGGGUAGAUGCAAAUUCUCCUGUUCUCCUCGAGGAUCCUGUUUUAAAUGCAGUUGCUAAAAAGCUCAGCAGGACUUCGGCCCAAAUAGCCAUGCGCUAUUUACUUCAGAGAGGCAUUGUUGUUCUGGCAAAAAGCUACACCCCAGAGAGGAUUAAACAAAAUUUCCAGGUAUUUGACUUUGAGUUAAGUGCUGAAGAAAUGAAAACUCUCGAUGGACUUAAUACAAACAUGCGAUACAUUGAAACUAAACAGUGGCAGGAUCACCCCAAGUACCCAUAUAAUGAUGAAUAUUAAAGAACAUUACAUUGUAUAGCUGCAUUCUACUGGUGGCAGAAAAAGGCUUGAGUUCUUUUCACUACUAUUUCACCCAACUUGAAAAAUCCCUGUAACUACUUCUGUCACUAGACUGUUAAAGAAGCCAUAACUGUCCAUCUUUUACAUCAAGAAUGAUUUGAACAUCCAGAAUGCAGUGGGAACUGCUCUUGGAACAAUGACUACUUAUAGCUGUAGUUCUCAUUUUCUAACCCAUUUUAAUUCUAUAAUGUGUUUUUCUUUUUUUUUUUUUUUCUUCAUCUGAACUUACUGUC